Molecule: messenger RNA, 4736 nt
Organism: Gopherus flavomarginatus (Mexican gopher tortoise)
Lineage: Eukaryota; Metazoa; Chordata; Testudines; Testudinidae
Gene: SLC4A5
Product: solute carrier family 4 member 5
Exons: 25
Coding region: 105-3287 (1060 amino acids)
Biological process (GO): bicarbonate transport; regulation of intracellular pH; monoatomic anion transport
Cellular component (GO): plasma membrane
Molecular function (GO): solute:inorganic anion antiporter activity; monoatomic anion transmembrane transporter activity; sodium:bicarbonate symporter activity
Source: RefSeq, a predicted model, not a curated record
UUCAGGCCAAGCUCUGUAUCACCCGAGGACCGCAGUACUCUGCUCAUGAGAGGUCGUGUUGGAUACUCUAGAGUAACCUUUUCAGUAGCGCUCACCUCAGGUGCAUGCUGAGAGAGGCCCGAGCUGGGAACGUGAGGGUUUCACAAAGGCUGAAGAGAAAAAUGGAGCCUGAUAUACACACAAGUGGUUCAGUCAUGAUGGAUGAGGAUGAUAGAUUGAGUGAGAGAGGUCUCAGCAACUCCAGGAAGAGAUAUGAUGAUGAUGAUGAUGAUGAAGACUACCAUUCCAUUUACAUUGGGGUACCAAUGCCACGGGGCUACAGGAGGAAAAGGCGCAGACGGAGAUCCGCCUCCAGCCGGGAUAAAACCAGCGAGAAUGAAAGGCUCUAUGAGCGCCAGGACCGAUCAGAUACCGAUGAAGGAGGGCAAGCAAGCUAUGACAAUGGGAACGACAAUGCCAGCAGGACAAUGUCUCCAGCUGCUGAACGCCUUCGUUACAUCCUGGGUGAAGAUGAUGACCCUCCAAACCCCACCCUGUUCACUGAGAUGGACACACUGCAGCAUGACGGGGAAGAAAUGGAGUGGAAAGAAUCUGCCAGGUGGAUAAAAUUCGAAGAAAAGGUGGAAGAAGGAGGGGAGAGAUGGAGCAAACCUCAUGUGUCAACGUUAUCUUUGCACAGCCUGUUUGAACUACGCACAUGUCUACAGACAGGGACGGUGCUCCUAGACUUAGACGGCUACUCCUUACCACAGAUCAUCGAUGAUGUUAUUGAAAAGCAGAUAGAGGAUGGUCUGCUCAAGCCAGAGCUGAGAGAGAAAAUAAGUUACGUGCUACUGAGGAAACACCGCCACCAAACCAAGAAGCCGAUCCACCGAUCCUUGGCAGACAUUGGCAAAUCGGUCUCGUCCAACACAAAUCGCAGUCCUGUCAGGAGCCCAGCAGCAGGAGCCAGCUUCCACCGCUCCACCGAAGAUCUUAGAAUGAGACAGAACGCAAAUUAUGGACGUUUACGCCAUGCGCAAAGCAGAAGCAUGAAUGACAUUACAGAUACUCCAAGCACAGAUCAGGUACUAAAAAAUAAAUUCAUAAAGAAGAUCCCCAAAGACGCAGAAGCCUCCAAUGUCCUGGUGGGAGAGGUAGACUUCCUGGAGAAGCCAUUUGUGGCAUUCGUGAGGCUCAUACAGUCCACCAUGCUGGGCGGGGUGACGGAAGUUCCCGUCCCCACUAGGUUCCUUUUUAUUCUCCUGGGUCCUUCAGGAAAGGCAAAAUCCUACAAUGAAAUCGGCCGAGCUAUCGCCACCCUCAUGGUAGAUGACCUUUUCAGUGAUGUGGCCUACAAGGCCAGAGACCGAGAUGACCUGAUUGCAGGAAUAGAUGAGUUUCUGGAUGAAGUCAUUGUCCUCCCACCAGGGGAGUGGGAUCCAAACAUUAGAAUAGAGCCACCCAAAAAAGUCCCUUCUGCUGAGAAGAGGAAAUCAGUGUUCUCGCUGAACGAAGCAGGGCAGAUGAACGGCACCGCAGGAGGAGCGGCAGGAGGGAGCGGCGGAGGUGGAGGGGGCGGCAGUGGCAGUGACAGCGGAGAAAUGCCAGCUGUGCAUGAAGUUGGGGAAGAGCUUGUCUGGACAGGCAGGUUUUGCGGUGGCCUGUAUUUGGAUAUCAAGAGGAAGCUGCCCUGGUUCCCCAGUGAUUUCUACGAAGGCUUUCAUAUCCAGUCUAUCUCCGCUAUCCUCUUCAUUUACCUGGGCUGCAUCACAAAUGCCAUAACAUUUGGGGGGCUGCUUGGUGAUGCUACAGACAACUACCAGUACAAUGCUAUUAAUGUAACAGCUCUGGACUGGACCCAGCUGAGUAAGAAGGAAUGUCUAAAGUAUGGCGGAAGCCUAGUAGGGAAAUCCUGUAAAUUUGUUCCUGACUUAGCCCUCAUGUCCUUCAUCCUCUUCUUUGGGACCUAUUCCAUGACUGUAACUCUGAAGAAAUUCAAGUUCAGUCGCUACUUUCCUACAAAGGUCAGGGCCUUUAUUGCUGAUUUUUCCAUUGUCUUCUCCAUUCUGCUGUUCUGUGGAAUAGAUGCCUGGUUUGGCCUGGACACUCCAAAGCUGCAUGUUCCCAGUAUAAUUAAGCUACGUAAACUUAUUAGUGACUUCUCUAUCUUCAUGUCCAUACUAAUGUUUGUUGGUCUCGAUGUAUUGUUUGGACUGAAUACUCCUAAACUGCAAGUGCCUACUGAUUUUAAGCCCACUCGCUUAGAUCGAGGAUGGUUUGUGUUCCCGUUCGGUAAGAAUCCAUGGUGGAUCUACUUGGCCAGCGCCCUGCCAGCUCUGCUGGUUACCAUCUUGAUCUUCAUGGACCAGCAAAUCACAGCUGUCAUAGUCAAUAGGAAGGAGCACAAACUGAGGAAAGCGGCAGGUUAUCACCUGGACUUGUUCUGGGUGGGGGUCCUGAUGGCUGUGUGCUCAUUCAUGGGGCUGCCUUGGUAUGUAGCUGCCACGGUCAUUUCCAUAGCUCACAUCGACAGCUUAAAGAUGGAGACGGAGACCAGCGCGCCAGGGGAGCAGCCGCAGUUCCUGGGAGUGAGGGAGCAGAGAGUCACCGGAAUCAUUGUCUUUGUCCUGACUGGGAUAUCUGUCUUCCUGGCUCCAAUUCUGAAGUAUAUUCCGAUGCCGGUGCUGUAUGGUGUCUUUCUCUACAUGGGAGUUGCCUCUCUGAAUGGCAUUCAGUUCUGGGACCGCUGCAAGCUCUUCCUGAUGCCAGCCAAGCACCAGCCUGACUACGCCUUCCUUCGCCACGUGCCCCUGCGGCGGAUCCACCUCUUCACCCUGGUGCAGAUCAUCUGCCUAGCCAUCCUCUGGAUCCUGAAGUCCACUGUGGCGGCUAUCAUCUUCCCUGUGAUGAUUUUAGCCUUAAUCUUAGUGAGGAAAAUGCUGGAUUUCGUCUUUUCCCAACACGACCUGGCCUGGAUUGAUAACAUCAUCCCCGAGAGGGAGAAGAAGAAGGAAGACGACAAGAAGAAGAAGAAGAAAGGCAACAAAGGGGAAGAGGAGAGUGAGGAUGAGGAAAGAGGUCCUCCAGUUGGAGCUUUGCGUUCUGAUUCUUCUCCUAAUGGUUCAGACUUGGAUCGCAGUAUUACGCUUCACCUGAAGAUUUCCUGCCCAUCAUCUCCUGCGUUUAACUACUCCCGAAACCCUCUCUGCGCUGUGCCCCAGGUGAAGAUAGAGAUGGAGUCGGACUAUGAAGACAGUGACACAGAAAAGCACCCUCGGGACAUGGGCAGCGAGACCACGCUGUAGUCCCACACUGCCCUUCCUUUGUGAUGAUAUAUAAAUAAGAAAAUUGGGCAUAUUUUUCUAUGUGACAGACUAAGGAGAUCAUAGGUCCCUGGGACCCAUUUCUCCAUUAGCUUUUAGCAGAAUAAAUUAGAACUGCUGUGGAAUUCCACCCCAUUCAGUUGGGCCAAGAAACCACUGCCAGCUUCAGAGCAAUGCCAGGAAUGUGGAAAGGGUACUUUGACUCUGGUCCCUGCAGUAAUAGGGGAUAUUAGACCCUGGGCAGUUGCUGCCAUUUCAGUGACGACUCUGAAAAUAGCAGGGCCACCUUCCUUCAGCAUCUGGACCCUGACAUCACCAGCAUUGGAGAGUCGCACCCUUUCCAGUGCAAGCUUCAACUCCACCGUUCUCUUGUAGUCUGUGUCCCUAUUAGCAUUAGUUGGCCCAGGGGCAUUCACAGAUAAGAUGAGCACCACCCUACCCAAUGUUUGAGCAGUAAUCUGUGACAUUCCAUGGCAGGGGAGGGAGGAUUUCAGGACUGUAAACUGUAGUUUAUUGUAUGUUUUACACACCAUAUGCAGCAAACAAUGCACACCCCAGAAAAGUAUACAAAACAGGGCUAAGAAGAAUUCCCUUUUUGGGAAGUUAUGGAAUGUUUUCGAAUCAAAGUGGAAAAUGUCCCUGGCUGCUGUUUUAAAGGGCUGUGGCUAUAUUUUUAAACUGCUUCUGUCCUGCAGGAAGGGAGGGUGUUUGCCACUGGGUAACACAGAGUUCCUAUAGAAUUCACUCUCUGGGGCUAGGAGCAAUUUUAAAAGGGUUAGACUUGUAAACUCAGUCACUUCCCACCCUCCCAUACUCACCCCUCUCUCUGCUGAAGUUAUAAUAAUACUGUUCUAAGAUGACUUAGUCCAUGUAACGCCUAUUGUUAAUGGAGAAACUUGUAAGAGGUUGACACACACACAAACCAGCUGUUGUCCAGGCCAGUCAGGCUGAAAUAGAAAGUCCUGCAGGUAACCAUUACAGGGGCGAUGGCAAUGACGGUCUAGCUUUUACUUGGCAGCAUGUUCUACACCAGCAACAAUCUUCCUUGAAAGGACCAUCCAUUUUUGCUCAACCCAGCCACAUACAAAUAACUGUCUGGAAGGUAAGAAGCACUUUGGGCUGUGAAAUGUUUGGUUAAUCCUAGGGUUAAAGAUGGAAGAGCCCUAACUGAGCUAAUCCAUUCCCUUCCAGCACAGGCGUUCUCUAAACAGGAGUGGAGAAAUCCACAGCCUGCGGUAUUUUUAUGAUACAUGCUAGAGACAGCUAGACAAUAGAACUUCCUGCUCUGCCAGCACAGGCCCCUGCCACUGGAGCAAAAGAGGGAUUCUCUGUUAGAACAAGUCCUGUGACAGUUGAGCAGUUCUGAUUCCAUACACUAGCCAGGCAGUAGCAACAGCAGUCCUGCUCGAAAGUGACGUACAGGCCCUUGUC